AAUACGGAUCCGACUGGACACCGCGCCAUAUCAACAAGCAAGAUGGCGGCGCGCAUUGGCGUUUUGCGGGUAAACUUCGCCAGUUUGAAGAUUUCGUGGGCGAGUGUGAGAAGAUGUUCGGCGCUGUCGCAGUCUCCGGUUCGCGAGGAAUUCACGGCCAAACGCGUGCGACGGAAUUUUGUGGAUUUUUUCACGCAGGACCAUGGACACAGGUUUGUUCCGUCGUCACCGGUCCGGCCCAGAGGAGACCCGAGUCUGCUGUUCGUUAACGCGGGGAUGAAUCAGUUUAAGCCCGUGUUGCUGGGCUGUGCUGACCCGCGCAGCGAGAUGGCCUCGUACCGCCGUGUAGCGAACAGUCAGAAGUGCGUCCGCGCUGGCGGAAAACACAACGACCUGGAGGACGUGGGCAGAGACGUGUACCAUCACACCUUCUUCGAGAUGCUGGGCAACUGGUCGUUCGGAGACUACUUCAAGGUCGAAGCGUGCACGAUGGCCUGGCGCUUGUUAACAGGAGUGUACGGGAUCCCGGCCGAGCGUCUCUACGUGUCCUAUUUCUCCGGCGACGCGGCGAGCGCCCUGCCUGCGGACAAAGAGACGCGAGAGAUCUGGCUUAGCCUCGGCGUGCACCCGGAUCGCGUUCUUCCGUUCGGAAUGAAGGACAAUUUCUGGGAGAUGGGCGAGACGGGGCCAUGUGGCCCGUGCACCGAGAUCCACUACGACCACGUAGGCGAUCGGAACGCCGCCGCGCUCGUCAACAUGGACAGUCCGGACGUUGUGGAGAUCUGGAAUUUGGUGUUCAUGCAGUACAACAGGGAGGGUGACGGAAGCCUGCGUCCUCUCCCACAGUGCAGCGUGGACACUGGAAUGGGAUUGGAGAGACUCGUCACUGUGCUACAAGGGAAACGCUCCAACUACGACACAGACCUGUUCACACCGCUACUGUCUGCCAUCCAUGAGUGCAGCAAAGCCGCCGCCUACUCGGGAAGGACGGGCGGGGACGACAAAGGGCGAGUGGACAUGGCGUACCGCGUGGUCGCCGAUCACAUUCGCACGCUGUGCGUGUGCAUCGCAGACGGGGUGUAUCCCGGGAUGAGCGGCGCAGAGCUGGUUUUACGACGCAUUCUGCGCCGAGCAGUGCGUUUCUCCACGGAAGUCUUGCAGGCUCCAGAGGGUGCGCUGGCGAGCCUGGUGCCCACUGUGGCCCACAUCCUGGGUGACGCGUAUCCCGAGCUGCACGCGGAAACUGACAGGAUCAUGGAAAUCGUUAACGUCAACGAGGCGCAGUUUCUGUCCUCCCUGAAGCAGGGCCGGAGAGUGAUCGACAGGACGCUGAAUAAGAUGGACGGAAGCGCUGUCGAGUUUCCAGCUUCUGUGGCCUGGUCUCUGCACAGGAACCUGGGUUUCCCGCUCGACCUCGUCGACCUCAUGCUGGAGGAGCGCGGCAUGACCGUGGACAAACGUGGAGUGGAGCGGCUCGCAGCCGAACGUGAAAAGUUACAGAGUCAGUCUGAAGGGGGUGCUGGAGAACGAGGACUCCAUUCGGACUUGCAGGGCCUCGCAGAGCUGCAGAGCAGAGGGAUUCCUCACACGGACGACUCUCCGAAAUACAGCUACGUCCUGCAGCACGACGGCACUUACGCGUUCGAUCCGUGUAGAGCCUCGGUGUUGGCGCUGUAUACUGAUCAGGGUUUGGUGUCCGAGGUCACCGAGGGUCAGCGGUGUUCGGUGCUGUUCGACCGAACCUGCUUCUACGCCGAGCAGGGCGGCCAGUCACAUGACACGGGCUACUUCACCAAGGACGGCCUUCAGGACGUGCUGUUCCCUGUGGAGUGUGUACGCGUGGCUGGAGGCUAUGUGGUGCAUGAGGUCACCGCAGCUGACACUCUGAGAACCGGAGACCAGUUAGAGCUUCAUGUGGAUGAGGCCCAGCGUCUAUCCUGCAUGGUGAAGCACACGGCCACUCACGUGCUCAACUUUGCCCUGCGAGAGUUUCUGGGUUCCGAGGUCGUCCAGAGAGGCUCGCACGUCACUACAGACCGACUGCGCUUCGACUUCAGCUCCAAGGCCUCUCUGAGUGUAUCACAGCUGCAGGACGUGGAGCAGAUGAUCCAGACCAUCAUCCGACAGAACGACGUGGUCCACACACAGGAAGUGCCUUUAGCUCGAGCCAAUCAGAUCGCAGGACUGAGAACUGUAGACGAGGUGUAUCCUGACCCGGUCCGCGUCGUGUCCGUGGGCGUCCCGGUAUCCGAGCUGCUCAGUGGCGAUACGCACAAACGCACCUCUGUCGAGCUCUGCUGUGGCACGCAUCUGCUGCGGACCGGAGGAAUCCAGGACCUCGUGAUCGUGUCUGAGCGACAGAUGGUGAAGGGAAUCAGUCGCAUCAUAGCUGUGACUGGAGACGGCGCCAAAAACGCUCGGGAGGCGGGGCAAGCACUGCUGGAGGAGGUGGACUCUCUGACCACUCGCAUCACAGCUGGCCACGCCCCCUCACUGCCAGCUGCGCUGAGGCUCUCUAAAGAGGUCGGCCUCCUGACGGAUGCUGCAGAGAGCACUCCUAUCCCACAGUGGCAGAGAAAAGAGAUCCAGACUCGGUUAAAGGCUUUACAGAGGAGCACCAACACCACCAUCCGCAAGUUGGAGCUCAAAGAGGCUGUUGCUAAAGCACAGGAAUUAUUGAACAGACACUCUGGUAAAGCCGUCCUGGUGGACACGCUGGACACCGACUCCAUAUCUGUGGUGAUGAAGACUGUAAACCAGCUGAGCGAGCGCACGCCGCACACCCUGGUCAUGCUCCUGUCUCACCUUCAGCCAUCAGGGAGAGUGCUCUGCGCGUGUCAGGUGCCUAAGGGUGAGACUGCUAUCUCAGCAAGUGAAUGGGCUCUGGCUGUUUGCAGCCGCCUCGGCGGGAACGCAGGCGGCUCGGCGACUGUCGCCAAGGGGGUCGGCAUAGCAACGGACUCUACCAGCCUCCUGGACACGCUGCGCUGGGCGGAAGAGUUUGCACACGGCAAACGUUAACACGUUUUUACACUUUGUAAAUCGCAUACUGUAUUUGGAGUGAGUUACUUACAGAAUGAAAGACUUGUGGGGGGGCGUGCUGUUUAUAGUGGACGGGAAAAUAAAACGGAUCGGUGGGGUGUUAUGAUGUGAAGCAGAGUUACUGUUAACGCCCCGAAGUGGGUUAUUUCCUUACACUCGAACAGCACAUCCUGAAGUCUUUUAUUCCUCUUAUACCACAGCAGUGUGAUAGAAACUGCUAUUUAUUUUAUUUAUAAAAGAAUGACACUUAAAAAAAAAAAAAUCAGUUUAUAGUUACGUUUAAUGUUGCGCAGCACCCAUGAAACAAGCUAGUGCCUGUUAUCGCUGAUGUUCUAGCAGGUCGUUCUCUCACCUGCAAAAAAUCUUAGUGUUACAAAGCGCUGACACUGGAGACUCCUUCCAUAAAUGCUUAAGUAGACGUAAUGCGGCACGUCCGUUUGUCUCUAUAGAAAUGGUGACGUGUUCGAAUGAGCGUGUUGAUAUAUAAACCUGUAAUUCAACAGUGCUGUGGUAUAAGCUGUAUUGACAUAGAUCAUAGAAAGCAUGUACUGAUUGACCUUAUGCCUUUGUUAUAAAAGGCCUGCACUCUCUUUUCUCAGGGGGUUUUACCGGGUAUAGCAUAUCUUAUGGGUAUCUAUUAAAUUAUUUUCCUAAUCUC
Molecule: messenger RNA, 3700 nt
Organism: Ictalurus punctatus (channel catfish)
Lineage: Eukaryota; Metazoa; Chordata; Actinopteri; Siluriformes; Ictaluridae
Gene: aars2
Product: alanyl-tRNA synthetase 2, mitochondrial (putative)
Exons: 22
Coding region: 43-3021 (992 amino acids)
Biological process (GO): tRNA modification; alanyl-tRNA aminoacylation
Cellular component (GO): mitochondrion; cytoplasm
Molecular function (GO): nucleic acid binding; amino acid binding; aminoacyl-tRNA deacylase activity
Source: RefSeq, a predicted model, not a curated record